This is a messenger RNA of Oncorhynchus masou masou (cherry salmon), 4376 nucleotides long. RefSeq lists its product as uncharacterized. The record is from RefSeq and is a predicted model, not a curated record. Gene Ontology annotation, cellular component: nucleus. The transcript is spliced from 3 exons. Gene Ontology annotation, molecular function: protein binding; RNA binding. Lineage: Eukaryota; Metazoa; Chordata; Actinopteri; Salmoniformes; Salmonidae. The coding region runs from base 504 to 1940 and encodes 478 amino acids. Gene Ontology annotation, biological process: nervous system development; negative regulation of transcription by RNA polymerase II.
UAGAGAGAUGGAGAGAAAGUCAGAAACCAUAAAGAAGGGUUGUGAAAGGGAAAGAAGAAGGGAGGGAGAGGGAGUCAAGACUGAGCUAGAAACUGAGAAAGAGACAGAGCAACAGAGAGGCAGUGAGGGAAGGAGGGAAGGAGAGGGCACAGCAAAUCUGGUAGAUAUGUCGAGAGGGCUAGAGAUAGUGGGGGUGUAAAAGAGAGUGGGAGGAAAAAGAGAGAGUGCGUCUGUCUGAUAGACAUAGUGAGGCUGUCUGGAUGUUCCCAUUCACUCUGCAGCAUGCUGUACUAAAGACUCACACCUUAACCAGAAGAGAGAGAGAGAUUGGAUCAUUGAGACUGAGAACACCUUUGACCUCUCUGUCAGUGAUGAUUCACCAGAGAAUAACGGGAUCCCUUAGGGUGCCUCUUUCACAUGAGGCCUAUGUGACUUAACCUCUCCACAACAACCUGUAGGCCAGGGAACUGAAGUGUCAGUAUAUGUGACGGCUGUGUGAACCAAUGAGCACCACACUAACCCCAGAGACCGGCCUAGGCAGAGAGAGUCUCCCGCCCAAGAAGAGGGACCCCAGACCAGGCCUCUCAGAGCAGCCUCCUGCUGUCACGUUCAAGGUCCCCUUCCCCUACAAGAGCCAUAAUGAAGUCAAGCCCUACAAUGCAUCUUACUCAGACCUGCUCCCUCCUACACCUGCAUCUGUGCCCCCGCUAUACCAGCCCUGGACCCAGUCCCCCACCACAGCCUCCACCACCAGAGUCAACCCCUAUCUCCCCUCUCCUGUCAACGACAGCUAUGGCUGGGCUGAGUGGAAGGAGCACUAUUACAGAGGUUGGGCUGCAGUGCCUUCAGGGUGGGAAGUUCCCUACAUUCUCCAUCACCCCUCAGAAUACCCACGCCACCCCUCUAUCUGCAGACACAUGGCCUUGCCUACAGAGGAGCCCAGUGGGGUGGAAGCAGGGUACAGAUGGCACCUUAAUAAAAAAGUGAGUGAGAAGUUAAGUCCACACACCACACAGCAAAGCAGACAGAGCGGCCCAUAUAUGAGAAGAAGGAAACAGGGGGGCCACCAGCCACAACCCAGCUCAGGGACAGGUUCUGCCCCACUGAACACUGCUCUAUCUCCUACCGCCAACAGGAACCUACACCACCACCCUGAACUGGUAUACACAAACCUCUCCACAGGUCCCAAGUACCAUGCUUCAGGGCAAAGUCCUUUGGAGUUUGAGGCACAAUCUCUCAUAAGACCAUCACUUAUUGACCAAUCAACAGAGAAAUAUUGGGCCAUGGGAGUAACAGAAAAAGUAUGUGUGCCUCCACAUCUCUCCUCCCAUCACUCUUCCUACCCUUCCACCUCUUCUGACCAGUUGCCCUGGUUGCUCCCUCACUUUGCUGCAGGCUCUUUAAUCGAGCUCAAAGAUGGGAGGCUGAGGAGGGUUGAGGAUUUGCAGACAGAAGACUUCCUAAUCGGCGCGGAGGCUUGUCCAGAGCUGCGUCUGAGCUGCUGCACUGUGCAGCACAUCUCCCCCUCCACAGCCCCCUCCCUCUCCCGCCUCCUCAUCCUCCUACACGAGGAACACUCUCAGGAGUUCCUGGAUGUGUAUGUGGAGUACCCGUUCUUUGUACGUGGGCGUGGCUGGUCCUCCUGCUGUCCCCAGAGAACAGCCCGUCUUUGUGGCCUCCGCUGCCACCAACUUAGUGUGGGUGACGUCUGCCUGGCUCUCAUACCCACAUCACCCUCCGUUCCCCCACCCACCCAACCCCAGGGUCCUGGCACCCCAGCUAGAGGGCCUAAGCCCCUGCAAACAUCCUGCCCCCAGGCUCCUCUUCCCCCUGUUCCAGAUAGGCCAAAAGCAGAGCAGAGAGGGGGGUUGGAACCAGCACGGAAGAGGCGUUGGUCAGCCCCUGAGCUGCGUGGCCCAGGCAUCAACUGCCCGGACUGAUAAACACCACUACCAUAUGGAAAGGGAGCCAGCAAAGUCUAACUUUUGUUUUAUUAUCUUUAUCUCAACCUCACACUCUUUCCAUCCCUGUCUUCGUGGCUGUCAUUUUCUAAUUUCUGCUUGUCUUUUUUAUAUAAAGGUUUAUUAUGAUCAAGGAGGAAAGAAAUAUAGAUUUGACUCUCAGGAUUCUGGAUCCUAAGCAGAGUACAAUUGCAGGUAUUGGUCUAAAAGCCAUAGAUUAUCAGGGAUGUGAGAGAGAAUAUAUCAGGCACAAUAUAUUACCUUGACCCAACUCUAGAAUUGCAAUUUUAAAGGUGUCACCCAAUAUUAUUAAAACUUGAAAACAUAAACACUCCUAAUUUUAUCAAUGAGAUCAUUCAGGGGAAAUACAUUUCAUUCUAUGCUACCUCUAUAUUAGCAACUUUAAUUGACAGAACUGAUUUCUGUAUGUAGAACAGUGAAUGUUGAAGUAGGCCCCAGUGAGUGUGAAUGGCUCCCUGUGUGCUGUAUAGCUGACAGUUGUUGGCAUUACAUUAUGCACUAGAUCAUUGGUGUCCUUGGUGUCCGGUCUGAUCUUUUACCUCAACUUUUGCUACAGUUUGACAAUCCUUUAUGUUCUGAAAUUCUAAUUGAAAUAUUUCUGUUGAUUAAGAAUAAAACAUGUUAAAGGGCUCUAUUCAAUCCGUAUGGCGGAAAUUCAGCGUUACAGCAUGAUAAACAUUUAAAAUGGAAUGUUCUGCGGAAGCAGAGACUGUAUUCACGGUAAAUGCUGCAUACAGUCAGCUCCAAAUGUAUUAGGACAGCGACACAAUUUUUGUUGUUUUGGCUCUUUAUUCAAGCACUUUGGAUUUGAAAUGACUAGGAGGUUAAAGGGCAGACUGUCAGCUUUAAAUUGGGUAUUUUCAUUCAUAUCUGGUGAACCAUUAAGAAAUUACAGUGCUUUUUGUACAUAGUCCCCCAUUUUAGGGGACCAAAAUGAAUCGGUCAAAUUCACUUAUACAGUAUGUGUAGUAGUAAAAAGUUAAGUAUUUGGUCCCAUAUUCAUAGAACACAAUGACUACAUCAAGCUUGUUACUCUGCAAAUUUGUUUAAUGCAUUUCCUGUCUGUUUUGAUUGUGUUUUAGAUUAGUUUGUGACCAAUAGAAAUGAAUGGUAAAUAAUGUAUUGUGUCAUUUUGGAGUGACUUUUAUUGUAAAUAAGAAUAGAGUAUUUUCUAAACACUUCUAAAUUCAUGUGGAUGCUACCAUGAUUACGGAUAAUCUUGAAUGAAUCAAGAAUAAUAAUGAGUGAGAAAGUAACAGACGCACAAAUAUUAUACCCCCCCAAAAAAUAUCUGCCGUUAUUGUAAUUGUGAGAGGUUAGCAUGUCUUGGGGGUAUGACGUUUCUAGCACGCAAUCUGUAACGCUUCGGCAAUACAGACUGAAUAGAGUCCUAAAGUAGGUUACAUUUACUAUAUUUUACCUCACCAGCUGAUGUUUACAAUAUUUAUAUACAAAUGCUUAUAGAGCCUAUGAUAGAUUAUACAUAAACCAUCAACGUCUUCAGUUACCAUGUUUUGGUUGUCAGUGUGUGAGAAAAGGCUUUUCUGGCCAAGUGAUAUAAAUGUAUUACAUCUGCUAUGCCUAUGAGAGUUUCUGUGCAAUUUGUUGCUGUAAUCUGACAUUUAGUUUUUACAGAAAAUAUGGCCUCGAUCGCCCACCUGCAGGUCUGGAAGGAUAUCAAAAGGAAGCUGGAACAGAAUGAUAGCUCAGUUCUCUUGUGGGCAAAACCAAUGGCAUCUCUGGGACCACAAGCCUUUCUUGUGCUGUGCAGAGCUUGGUGAUAUAUGUCUGUGCCUCCUCCUCCAGGAAACUCAACCCAAAAGGGCAUACUCUAUCAAUCCCACACAGUCUCCUAUUAACCGUCAGCACUGCCAUCUCUCACAGCGGCAGCCUCUGAAUCUGCACACAGACAGCCAGAUGUCUUACACCUGACCUCUGCUCCGCAGAAUACAUCAUCACCUACAUGCCGUUCAAAGGAAAAACAGACAGCCAUUUUGUUCUCAUCGAAGUCAAAGUAAACCCAGCUGUUUGUGGAAAAAAAGGAACUAUGCUGUAAAAAAGAAACGUGUCAAAGUAAAACCCAUUUCAGAGACUGUCUAAUGCAAUCAGAUGCAGCAGUUUAUCCAGCAAUUGUUUUACACAGAGGCGCUGGGUGCACACAGCAGAACUGUCCAAACUGGAUUUAUCUUGUUCAAAGGCACAUCUUAAAAUGUCUACUCAUGGAUAAACAAGCAAUUGCUAAAUUCUUAAUUCUGCUCCGUUUUGGAGCAUCUUUAGCAUUUCAUUUGAGUCUCAUGCCUCUAUCCAGGGGGAUAUCUUUUUGUAUUCAUCAAUACUUUCCUUUCUUUGUUCACUUAAGAAAAAUGAGAUUAUAAAUAAAUGGAUGACAGUUCA